Molecule: messenger RNA, 4615 nt
Organism: Coregonus sp. 'balchen'
Lineage: Eukaryota; Metazoa; Chordata; Actinopteri; Salmoniformes; Salmonidae
Source: the annotation of a GenBank genome assembly
AUGUUUGUUUGUGACACAAAUCAGCACGACGGUCAGUCAGAUUCAGUGUGCACAGUCUGGCUAUUUCUGACUUCACUCGCUUUCUUUUAUUUGAAAUUAUACUUUCAGAUAAUACUUUUAGCUCACUCCGUAUUGGGUCUGCUUGGUCUGAUGGCAUGUGCAAAUGUGCUUAUUUUAUCGGCCCCCUCUACCUGUUUAGCACCAUCUUUCUCUUGGUCAUCAUCAGUGUUGACCACUGUUUGUCCAUCAUGAUUCCUAUGUGGACUCAGAAUCAUCGCACCCAGCAGUGGUCAUUUUUUGCCUGGGUCAUCUCUGCUGUCAUUAGUAUGCUGCCUAUAUUCUCGGAUAUUAGAUUUCCCCCAGGAUUAAUUUUGUGUCACAAACGUAUCCAGUGGCGACCCGUCAUUCAGGGCAGGUGGGGCAUGUUUUUUUGCAUGUUAUUUUGGCAAACAAUGUAAAAAAAAAUAAUAAUUGAGUUAAUAAAGCCGCAUACAAACAUGGUCCCUUUUUUGCUUUCUUGAGUAAGGCAUCUCCAAAAUGCAGGUGUUUCAGCCUAGCUCAGUGCUUUCUGUGGUGGUGGGGCAGCCAGCGGAAAAUACAGAGCGUAGGGGUUGGUUAUGUUAUCUAGUUGCACCGUAAUUGGCUCAGUGUUCUGUCACUCAUGGGGACACUAAGUCAACAUAAAAUCUACGGGUAGAGUUCGUAAAUUAGAGCCCCUUGGGUGCUGCUAUAGAGUUACAUUAGAAGUGCCCAUCCAAGAAGGCUCAAGGUCAUUGGCCACAGAUAAAAUUACAUCAAAUCACAUUAUAUCUACCGUAGCUUUGAAGGGACUGAUCAUGUCAACAUCAUCCUUUCAAAAUCUUAGCUAGCAAGCUAGCAGUCAUCAUCAUGAAUCAAGUCGACAAUCUAAUGGCAAACCCUUUUCAAUCCUUGUCAUACAGUGAGGGAAAAAAGUAUUUGAUCCCCUGCUGAUUUUGUACGUUUGCCCACUGAAAAAGACAUGAUCAGUCUAUAAUUUUAAUGGUAGGUGUCACGGUUUCGGCCGAGGCUGCUCCUUCUCCUUGUUCGGGCAGGCUUCGGCGGUCGUCGUCUCCGGAGUACUAGCUGCCACCGUUCUAUGUUUCUAUGUUUGAUUGGUUUUGUCUGUUUGUUACACCUGUUCCUUGUUAGUGUUCAUUAUGCGUCCUAUUUAGUUCUCUUGUGUUUGGUCAGGUGUUGUGUGUAAUUGUUCGAUGUCACGUGUUGUAUUAGUUCGUUGUUCUGUUCUCUCUGUAUUCGUUUUUGUUAGAGAGAGUCCCGCACGUUGUGCGCUGUUAUUUUUGGUACUUACCAGUGUGCGUAUUGUUCGCCUGUGGCCUGUUGCUGUGGUUGGCUUGUUUUCUUGGACUUCACUAAAGACAUCUGUUUCGAACCUCUGUGUGUCCUGCGUGUGAUUCCACGUUACCUCUACACUCAACCCUGACAGUAGGUUAAUUUGAACAGUGAGAGACAGAAUAACAACAAAGAAAUCCAGAAAAACGCAUGUCAAAAAUGUUAUAAAUUGAUUUGCAUUUUAAUGAGGGAAAUAAGUAUUUAACCCCUCUGCAAAACAUGACUUAGUACUUGGUGGCAAAACCCUUGUUGGCAAUCACAGAGGUCAGACGUUUCUUGUAGUUGGCCACCAGGUUUGCACACAUCUCAGGAGGGAUUUUGUCCCACUCCUCUUUGCAGAUCUUCUCCAAGUCAUUAAGGUUUCGAGGCUGAUGUUUGGCAACUCGAACCUUCAGCUCCCUCCACAGAUUUUCUAUGGGAUUAAGGUCUGGAGACUGGCUAGGCCACUCCAGGACCUUAAUGUGCUUCUUCUUGUGCCACUCCUUUGUUGCCUUGGCCGUGUGUUUUGGGUCAUUGUCAUGCUGGAAUACCCAUCCACAACCCAUUUUCAAUGCCCUGGCUGAGGGAAGGAGGUUCUCACCCAAGAUUUGACGGUACAUGGCCCCGUCCAUCGUCCCUUUGAUGCGGUGAAGUUGUCCUGUCCCCUUAGCAGAAAAACACCCCCAAAAUAUAAUGUUUCCACCUCCAUGUUUGACGGUGGGGAUGGUGUUCUUGGGGUCAUAGGCAGCAUUCCUCCUCCUCCAAACACGGCGAGUUGAGUUGAUGCCAAAGAGCUCUAUUUUGGUCUAAUCUGACCACAACACUUUCACCCUGUUCUCCUCUGAAUCAUUCAGAUGUUCAUUGGCAAACUUCAGACGGCCCUGUAUAUGUGCUUUCUUGAGCAUCGGGACCUUGCGGGCACAGCAGGAUUUCAGUCCUUCGCGGCAUAGUGUGUUACCAAUUGUUUUCUUGGUGACUAUGGUCCCAGCUGCCUUGAGAUCAUUGACAAGAUCCUCCCGUGUAGUUCUGGGCUGAUUCCUCACCGUUCUCAUGAUCAUUGCAACUCCACGAGGUGAGAUCUUGCAUGGAGCCCCAGGCCGAGGGAGAUUGACAGUUAUUUUGUGUUUCUUCCAUUUGCGAAUAAUCGCACCAACUGUUGUCACCUUCUCACCAAGCUGCUUGGCGAUGGUCUUGUAGCCUAUUCCAGCCUUGUGUAGGUCUACAAUCUUGUCCCUGACAUCCUUGGAGAGCUCUUUGGUCUUGGCCAUGUUGAGAGUUUGGAAUCUGAAUGACUCCCUUUAAGGGUGUGCUCCUAAUCUCAGCUCGCUACCUGUAUAAAAGACACCUGGGAGCCAGAAAUCUUUCUGAUUGAGAGGGGGUCAAACACUUAUUUCCCUCAUUAAAAUGCUAAUUAAUUUAUAAAAUUUAUGACAUGCGUUUUUCUGGAUUUUGUUGUUGUUAUUCUGUCUCUCACUGUUCAAAUAAACCUACCAUUAAAAUUAUAGACUGAUCAUUUCUUUGUCAGUGGGCAAACGUACAAAAUCAGCAGGGGAUCAAAUACUUUUCCCUCACUGUAUGAAGAGAAAUUAUGAAGAGAAAUUAUAGAUAAAACGUAUCGGUGCUCAUCGGCCAUUGUAUGUAAACAUUACACAACAAGUUGGAAAUCGCAAAUUCAACAAUGAGUGGUUUGGAAGAAAUCAACGGCUAACUGCAAACAUUGCAAAGCAAUCACUAGCCUGCUAUUCAGUGGAGUGGGUGUGUGGUCCAAGUCUGGGUUUAAGGCUCUCUUUUCCUAGCUUAAAAGGAUAGAAAUUCAACACCAUGGGCCAUAAAAGGUUGAAUACAUUGGCCAUGCUGUCAAUCCAGCAUGACUUCUGCCGCGUUCAAAACAAAUGGAAACUCGGAACUGGGAAAUCUCAGACUUCAGUGAGUUCAAGACAACUGGAAAAUACGUUUUGAAAGGUCAUCCAACUCGGAAUUCCAAGUCAGGAUUCGGGAACUCGGGCCUCUUUCUAGAGCUCCGACCUGAAGAUCACUGACGUCAUGAUUCAACCUUGUUUUUUUCACAGUUUCCAGUUGUCUUGAAAGCACCAUAAAUCCAGAGAAUGCCAGACAAAGUCUGAUGACAAAAUUUGGCCAUGAAGGACCGCCGCGCCACCUUCCUUUUCAAGUGAGCACAGCACAACAAGGUGAGUACAAAAAUGUAUUGUAUGCUGCUGCAUAAAUUAUGUAAUAUGCCAGGGAGAUAUGUCUACUGUAGCUAAGAAAGUAAUGCUAAGUGCAUGUUGUGUAGUAAGCUGUUAGUAGCCCAUGUGUCUCACCCUAAUAAUUUGGUCCCUUUCCCCCUCAUAAUUUAGCCUACCGUUCUGACUUGUUGGUGCACAUGUAGCCUAUAGCCUGUUUUAGAGAAAUGUAAUCAUUGAAUAUUGUAAGAGCUUUCAUUGUCUGCUUAUAUGCCCCCUUUCCUUAUCCUAAGGUUCUGACUUGGUGUACAGGAAGAAUACUGUAAGAAAGUCCCAUGUUCUGAAUUAUGUCGCUGUACAUUUCAAAAGUGCUGAACAAAUAGUUAUAUUAACUAUGUCCGUCCUAGCUCGCUCAUUAAUGUCUUAAUUGAAAUUAUGGAUUGCCUGUUAUCUGCUCGUCGUCCCCUUAUACCAUAGUUUGUACAUCUCAAUUGUCCGUAGAAACCACAUUUGUUUAAGCAAGUUAGCUAUAUCAGCUAUGUUUUUUUAGAAGGCAGUAAAUGAGGUUGAAUGAAGCUCUGCUGUUGGGACAGCUUUAGGUAAGCCCUAACAGUUUGUGGGCACCGUUUGUCACUGUUAUAGUGCAAUGAAUGUAUUGUUUAGUGUUGUGUUGUGUAGUGGCUUUGCUGGCAUACAUCGAAAACAUUUUGGGGGAGUUUGCCCCACCAAGAUUUACAUGCUAAAAUUGCAACUGAACGUGUCCCUAUAUCAGGUCAGUUUGUCUAUACCUAUGUGAUCCUCUUUCUCAUUAUUAUAUUCUGCUACUGCCUUCUAAUCUGGGCUCACCGAAGGAACAUGUUCAACAUGCCACUCAAAGUCAUGACAGCUGUGAUUGUAUUGUACUUUGCCAGCUGGCUGCCUUUCAGAAUUAUGAUGACGGGUGACUAAGAUGUAAAAACUAUUCUGAACUGGUUCUUUGCCUUUCUAAGAGCUCAUUUAACCCUUUGCUGUAUGUCCUCAUGGGUAGUGGCCAAAAGAAGACAUUUCAAAACUUCAUACUGUCUAGGAUUGAAAAUGCAUUG